GUUUAGAAAUGACGCAUGCGUUAUACACUACCAGGCUGUAACAUUAUUGUUCCUAGCACCGCGUCGGUCUGUCCAGAGGGCGUCAGGUUACAGCAAGGAGGGAGCUCGCAUCGCCGCACCGACGAACAGAGGCACAAUAUGGGGGAGUAAUGGCGGCGUCGGAUUGCUACAUAGUGCAUGAGAUCUACAAUGGGGAGAAUGCACAGGACCAGUUUGAGUACGAGCUUGAGCAAGCACUGGAGGCCCAGUAUAAAUACAUUGUUAUUGAGCCCACACGGAUCGGAGAUGAGACAGCCCGUUGGAUUACGGUGGGAAACUGUCUGCACAAGACGGCAGUGUUAUCAGGCGCUGCAUGCCUCCUGACACCGCUUUCACUGCCUGUUGAAUACUCGCGGUAUGUGGCGUUGCCUGCCGGCGCCCUCAGCGUGGCGUGUGCUGCCCUCUACGGGAUAUCGUGGCAGUUUGAUCCUUGCUGCAAAUACCAGGUGGAAUACGACAGCCAAAAACUUUCGCGGCUGCCCCUGCACACUUUGACCUCCUCUACUCCAGUGGUGUUGGUACGCAGGGAUGACGUCCACAGAAAGAGACUCCAUAAUACGAUAGCACUGGCUGCCCUGGCAUAUUGUGCCAAGAAGAUCUAUGAACUCUAUGCAGUAUGAGUGCACUGAAGAAGAUUUACGAACCAACAAAAAAAGGAGAAAAACUAAUUAGAUAAAUAAACCAGAAGCAACCCCACCCCCCCCUUCACUGUAAGAAAAAUGGAAGUGAUGACGGGAGCAGAGGUUUGCUCCUCUGGAAUUGGUUUUUCCAACAUUGAUCAGAGGGAUAUAGUUAAACUAGAAGGAACUAUUAUUUUCCUGCCUUAUAUUUCUUUACUUCCGUGUUAACAGCAGCACACUUCUCUCCAUAGUGCUCUUUCUUUGCUCUCCACCGGUAUCCCUGACACACACUGAACUCUUGCAGAAGGAUAUAGCAGCAUUUCCUCUCAUAUGAAGUUGAAAUGGGACUGACAUGUUUUUUUGUGUGUGUGUCACACUUCCACCCCUUUUCCUUGUAGUUUUACUGUACCCCUUUCUUGCUGAUCACUACAUGACAGUUUCAUUAAACAUUAGGAUAUUUCAAACUCA
Oryzias melastigma (Indian medaka) is the source of this 1127-nucleotide messenger RNA. It is a transcript of the gene tmem11, whose product is annotated as transmembrane protein 11. Gene Ontology annotation, biological process: inner mitochondrial membrane organization. Lineage: Eukaryota; Metazoa; Chordata; Actinopteri; Beloniformes; Adrianichthyidae. The coding region runs from base 150 to 659 and encodes 169 amino acids. The record is from RefSeq and is a predicted model, not a curated record. The transcript is spliced from 2 exons. Gene Ontology annotation, cellular component: mitochondrial inner membrane.